GGGGGAGCCGCGCUGAGAAGUGAAGCGCCGCUACGGCUCACUUUCGGUUCAUUACCCCCAAAAUAUCCCCACUAAAGACUUUGUCUUUAUUUGUCUACAACAAAGUGAAGAUUUAAGGUCGAAAAUGACGCGACUUCUGAUCGCUCUCGUGAUCGGCGUGGUACUGCUCUUCGCGGAUGCAAAAGAAUCCCCUCCCAAGGUGCAGGUGUACAGCCGUAACCCUGGGGAAUAUGGCAAGGGUAACACUCUCAUCUGCCACGUGAGCGGAUUCCACCCCCCUGACAUCACCAUCGAGCUGCUGAAGGACAACGUAGAGAUCCCCAGUGCCAAACAGACCGACCUGGCUUUCGAGCAGGGCUGGCAGUUCCAUCUCACCAAGACGGUGGAAUUCACACCAGUCAAGGGCGAGAACUACGUGUGCAGAGUCAGACACCUGUCCAACACCAAAACCUACACCUGGGAUCCUGAUAUGUAGAAAUUUGUAGAAGAAUAACGUUGGAUGCAGCCUCAGAUGUUCCCAGCAGCAAUGAAAAUAUCAGGAUUACAUUAACCAAUCACUGCAGGACAGAAAUCCCUGCUCCGGCAACAAACCAGAUCUCAGAUCAGACCAGAUAAGAUGUUGUAUUCUCAUCAGUUUUAAUUUAAAUGAUUGCUAAUAAAGUGCAUCACAACUUUUGUAAAUCAGUAAUCUUGCACUGUAACAUUUUUGUUACACAUGACUAUUCGAUGGGUGACAGAAUUGGAAUAUAACACUGUACCUACUUUUAUAGGUUAAACUGAAUAUAUUAUUUACAUUGAGGCAACUACAAAUAUUUUGUGUGAUCGAUUAGUUAAAACAUUGUAAUACCAGCCACCCAAAAGACAGUGAGGUGUUGUCAUUAUUAAAUUGGGGUCUUCUACAAAUAAAAUUACAUAUUGCUUUGUAUUUGAAGUCUGAAUCUAUAUGGCUGGCUAACAGUGGUUUUUUCUCACUUUUAAUGCUACAUAAUUAAGCUUUGUGAUUAGUGUUUGUAUGUUAGUAUAGCUUAGCUGACUAAUGUUAUAGAGUUACCAUAUAACUACAGAUAUGUUGUUUGUUGAUUUAUGUUUGCCUAUUGCUUUGUACUGAGCAUUUCUUUACGGUUUUCCAUUAUCCGGGAUAAAAAUCAUGUAAGAAACCUACGUCUUUGGAGCUGAAGCUAGUGUGCAAAAGAUAUGAAGUGUACUGCAAUAUUCACAUGACAGGAGAAAUGAAAAGCUCUGAAGUGGAGUAUUAUUUGGUGAACUUUAAAGCACACACCAAUAUCAUUGCAUACUUGCUAUAGAAAGAGUAAAAACCAAAAUCAUUACAAAUUACAACUUCUGAUUAAAUGUAAUGAAAUCAUAAAUGUAAUGUAAUGUUUCUUUGUAAUAAGAUAAAAACCUGUCUACUGGUUUCACAAUAAAAAUCAGAAAAACUGAAA
Messenger RNA from Paramormyrops kingsleyae, 1442 nucleotides. RefSeq names its product beta-2-microglobulin-like. The record is from RefSeq and is a predicted model, not a curated record. Lineage: Eukaryota; Metazoa; Chordata; Actinopteri; Osteoglossiformes; Mormyridae.